This is a messenger RNA of Lacerta agilis (Sand lizard), 1039 nucleotides long. RefSeq names its product prolactin-releasing peptide-like. The transcript is spliced from 2 exons. The coding region runs from base 101 to 433 and encodes 110 amino acids. NCBI's taxonomy places the organism in Eukaryota, Metazoa, Chordata, Lepidosauria, Squamata, Lacertidae. Gene Ontology annotation, molecular function: hormone activity. The record is from RefSeq and is a predicted model, not a curated record.
UCCUUCUCAAUGAUGCAUUAUAAUUUGUUGAAAGCUGGUAUAUUUCUCCUUAUUCUUUCUUUUCCUUGUUUAUGCCUCAGGUUUCUAGAGCCGACUCAUCAUGUGUGGUCUUGCAUUGGGGUUUCCUCUGUAUCAAUUUUGUCCUGGGCCCAAAUCAUCAAAACUGGUUACAGUCUACAUUUUGGUGCUGAUUCUAUCAGUCAGUUUCACUUCCGGCCAAAGAAGCUACUUUAGCCACCAGAUUGACAAUCGAAGUCCGGAGAUUGAUCCAUUUUGGUAUGUGGGGCGUGGAGUUCGACCCAUUGGCCGGUUUGGGAAAAGGCAGCUGAAGUUCACUCGGAAUAAUCUGCGGUCUGCGAGCAGCAGCUUGGAUCUUAUCUUGACUGCUUUACAAAAACAAGCAGCACUAGAAGCAGAUGAUGAUGGCUGGUGACUUUCUUCCUGCUCAUUAUACUUAACAGAAACAAACUUUCUUUUCUUUUCUUCUUUUUAAGUGCCAUCUCCUUUCUACACACCCAUGCUCAUUUGCCUGGUCUAGAUUUGCUGCCCUGUACUUAUUUUGUGUGCAAAUGGCAUGUACUUAAGAUUCAAAAUCUUGAAUCCAAUUCAUGUAGUGAGCACAAAUUCAGUCCCAUCUUCCACCCCAUUACCUUAGUCAGGAGACCAACAGUCUCAGAGCUGACCAUGAGAGCUGUUUAUGAUGGUCCAUACAGCAUGUGCCAUAAUGCGCACAUUACCAGAAACUGGAUGCAGGUGGACUUUACUCAAUGGGGCACCCAUUUGUAUGCACAGGACGCAGUGGUCACUUUUGCUAAACUGGGAUAACUUUACUAUUACAUUGGGCAAAAGAUGCCUGCAUUGCAGGGCGCUGGACCCUCGUGGUCCCUUCCAACUCUACAAUUCUAUGAUAGUUCGACCAAAAGUCUAUGCGCUUGAAAUAAGUUGUAUAAAAAGUUAUCGGCUGCAUCCUGUCCUGCAAUAUUUCACAGUGUGUUAUAAUAAAUGAAAACAACAUUGAUAAGAGCAUUAUGUAAUAGUC